AUGGCUCAACCCUCCGGAGCCGCCGGGCUCCUUGCUCGCCAACUCAAAUACAUGCAAACCGCAAAGGACCUACCAGGAAUAUCGUGUGGGCUAGUAAACAGCAAUGUCUUCGAGUGGGAGGUAAUGCUCAUGAUAUCAGACGACUGCAAAUACUACGGAGGAGGCAAUUUCCGCAGCCAUCUCACCUUCCCCAAAGAAUACCCCCAUCUCCCGCCAUCACUCGUCUUUAAGACACCAAUUCCCUUCCACCCCAACGUGUAUGAAGACGGCCGUCUCUGCAUCUCGAUCCUGCAUCCACCCGGGGAGGAUCAAUAUGGUUACGAGAGCGCGGCGGAACGAUGGUCACCUGUCCAGACGCCAGAAACGAUACUGCUGAGUGUCAUCAGUCUGCUCCAUAGCCCGAACGACGAGAGCCCUGCGAAUGUCGAGGCCGGGCGAUUGUGGAGAGAGGAGAAGAUAGGAAACAAGGAGUUCAAAAAAAGGUGUAGGAAGAUUGUGAGGGAAAGUCUCGGAGAGGACUAG
Drepanopeziza brunnea f. sp. 'multigermtubi' MB_m1 is the source of this 522-nucleotide messenger RNA. RefSeq lists its product as uncharacterized. Gene Ontology annotation, molecular function: ubiquitin conjugating enzyme activity. The record is from RefSeq and is a predicted model, not a curated record. Lineage: Eukaryota; Fungi; Ascomycota; Leotiomycetes; Helotiales; Drepanopezizaceae. Gene Ontology annotation, biological process: protein polyubiquitination; ubiquitin-dependent protein catabolic process.